GGUAGUUCACACCUCACCCUGAGGAGCGUGCUGGAACACAGUUGCAGUGAGAGUUACAGGUUUUGUCCUGCAUGGGAACUCGCUGGACAUUUUCAGGCUGCAGUGCCUGCUAACAUUUCUCUGGAUCCCCAUGACACUGUUUGCCACACAGGGAGGUUUGUUUAAUUGGGCCCAGGUUCACUCACACUGGAUCUGCUAGGUACUAGCAGACUUUAGGGCCCAUCCCUAGCUCAGUGUUUCCACUGCAAGCAGGAAUCUUAAUCCCAUAUAAGGCCAAGAGGCUCACAAUGGUGAUGUAAUAGGGGUGUCUCCUUUCAGAGAGAGAGAGAGAGAGAGAGAGAGAGAGAGAGAGAGUGCAUGCCUGAGAGAGAGGGAGCCGGCAAAUAAAGGCAGGGUGGAGAACUGAGAGCUGCGUGCUGGGUGUGUGUGUGUAUGUGUAUAUAUCUGCCUGCCUACCUGAAGGAGUGUGUGAACGUAAGAGGGCGUCCUGCAGGAGCUGGUCCACGCCGACCUGCGCCCAGGACUCUCAGGACACUGUGGCCGCACUGCCAAGUGAAGAGAGCUUCAUCUCCGGACGAUGGGCAAGUCAGCCUCCAAACAGUUUGCUGAGGACGUUCUCAAGAGCCACAACGAGUACCGGAAGCAGCACCAGGCCCCAGCCCUGAAGCUGAGCAGGAGGCUGCAACAGGAGGCGACGAGGUAUGCUGAGAGUCUGGCCAGCACCAGGAUCCUGAAACACAGUGCCGAGUCCAGCAGGGGGAGCUGUGGGGAAAACCUAGCGUGGGCAUCAUAUGACCAAACCGGGAAGGAUGUUUCUGACCGCUGGUACAGUGAGGUGAAGCAGUACAACUACAACCGUCCAGGCUUCUCCUCAGGCACAGGACACUUCACAGCCAUGGUGUGGAAAAACACCAAGAAGCUCGGCGUGGGGAAGGCCACGGCGACGGACGGCUCCACCUUCGUAGUAGCGCGCUACUUUCCCGCCGGAAACAUCACCAACCAGGGCCACUUCGCGGCCAACGUGCUCCCACCGAGGAAGUGAGCCAGACUCCGCCCACCAGCCCUCCGGCGAUUAUGGCAGGGAGGUGCGUGCGUUGGAGUCAGGCGCGGCGAGGACUGCUCAGGAGUGGGGGAAGUGUUGUGUUUACGCACCAAGGCUGGUGUUUUUCCCUUGACGGUGCCAUUUACGGUUAAUGCGGCUGGGAUGCAGCCAGUGGCCUUGCGCGUUUAAGUUCCAUUAAAUCGACGAGAACACGAUUCAUUCCAGUGUUUACACCAUGCAUGAGCCGCAGGUCCUCACGAAGUAUUCCCAUGUACUUUACAGGCAUAAUAUCCGCCAUUUGGAGGUGACCCACAGGUUGUUAUGCUAUUUAAACUCAUCCUUCAAAAAAUGUAAAACUUUUUUACCUUUGUUGCCUUAACAGGGCCUUCAGGGUUGUGCCUGAAAAUGACACUUUAGACUAACGAGCCGUGGUAAAUAUCUCUGAAUUGCUUCCACCGAGUUUGCCAGUUUCAGGUGUCUCAACUCGUUUGGGAAAUUACACUUAAUGACUUACCGUUCCGGUGCAGUAGCUUCAGAUAUAUGCCUUCACUGCAGAAGAUACUUUGUAUUUCAACAUGAUUUCGUGACUAUAAUAUAUCUUAACACUUUUGUACUGAAAUGUUUUCUUUAAUAAAGUGGAAGAAUGGCGUCUUUCAAUAA
Molecule: messenger RNA, 1702 nt
Organism: Brienomyrus brachyistius
Lineage: Eukaryota; Metazoa; Chordata; Actinopteri; Osteoglossiformes; Mormyridae
Gene: glipr2l
Product: GLI pathogenesis-related 2, like
Exons: 5
Coding region: 578-1042 (154 amino acids)
Cellular component (GO): extracellular region
Source: RefSeq, a predicted model, not a curated record